Messenger RNA from Cloeon dipterum, 2127 nucleotides. Its product is annotated as prolactin regulatory element-binding protein. Gene Ontology annotation, biological process: protein secretion. Gene Ontology annotation, molecular function: GTPase activator activity; protein binding; guanyl-nucleotide exchange factor activity. The record is from RefSeq and is a predicted model, not a curated record. The transcript has 5 exons. Gene Ontology annotation, cellular component: endoplasmic reticulum membrane. NCBI's taxonomy places the organism in Eukaryota, Metazoa, Arthropoda, Insecta, Ephemeroptera, Baetidae. Bases 124 to 1443 code for a protein of 439 amino acids.
UUCACUUGACCUAGCAGAGAGCAGACCAGCUGGUUGUUGAAAGUUGGAAACAAUUUGAUUCGACGUGGAAGUAACAAGAUUAUCUGAUUUUCUCGGGCUUCAGGGUAGCACAGAGCGAGGAAAAUGUCGAAAAAGCAAGACGGAAAGGUUUUCGCCAAAGUAGAAUUUCCUCUUUACUCUGUCGAAGUGCUGGAUAGUCGGCACGUAUUGGUGGCCGGAGGUGGAGGAGCAGCCAAAACUGGUGUUGACAACGGAUUUGAAAUAUUCGAGGUUUCACACGACGGAGAAAAUUUUGUUGGAGAGGCAGCAUUGACACAUGACACCGGCUCAAAUGCUGUCAUGAAUUGUGCCUGUCAUACUGACGGAAGAAAGUAUUUCUUAGUGUGCGGACAAGAAAGCCACUGUCAGCUUUACAAUGCAAAUAUAAGUGUCACAAAGGAGUCAGACGUCAUUCACGAUAAAGGUGAAUUGCGUGAUAGUAUUAAAUUAAAUAUGAUUUUUUUACUUCAUCUUUCAGACGACAAAAAAGAUGAAAAAAUCAGACAGAGAAAAAGUGUUUCAAAUGGUAGCAAUCCCAAUCAGCGAACAGAUUCCAAUAGCAAUGCGUUCAAAAAGCUUCAAUUCAAGAUCAACCUUGGUGAUAGUAUCCAGACAGAUUUCAGUAAGGGUGAACCUCCUCUGCAAAGAGUGGUGCGCAUCAGCAGAAGUGGACAGCUGAUGGCAACUGGUGGACUUGACGGCCACUUGCGAGUCUGGCAAUUUCCAUCGAUGGAGUUAAUUCAUGACAUCUCUGCUCACAUAAACGAACUGGAUGAUAUUGACUUUAGUCCAGAUGAGAAAUGGGUUGUCAGUGUUGGCAAGGAUGCCGGAGGACAUAUUUGGGACUGUGCGAAAGCGGCCAGAGUCAAAACGCUCACUUGGGAAACCCCUGAAAAGGCCAAAUUUCUGUUCAAGCGAUGCAGGUUUGGCAUUGUUGAAGGCAACAAAUCUCGAUCUCGGCUAUUUGUGCUGGCCAAUCCCGUCUCAGGCCGGUCCAAGAAAAACUCGUACCUGCAAUUCUGGAACCCGCAAGAGGGCUCCAUCGUUAACGUGUGGCCAUCAAGCGAAAGUUUAAGUGCGCUGGCUGUGUCCGACUGCGGCCGUUUCGUGGCCGCUGGCACCAUGUUCACGGGCAGCGUGCACGUGCUGAUCGCUUUCAGCCUGCAGCAGGUGCUGCAUGUGCCCAAGGCGCACAACAUGUUUGUCACUGGCCUUGCCUUCCUGCCCUCCGCAACUGCUUCGGCUGACUGCGUCGAGGCGGCCGUUUUGAGUAUUUCCGUGGACAAAAAGGUCUGCGUUCACACUGUGCAUGAGCGCCGGACGAUGCCCUCGUGGGUCGCCAUUGUGCUCAUUAUCCUCGUCCUUUUCUUAACUUUUGUACUCUGUAGUGUCCUUGGUUUGUAAUAGAGCGAAAUGCCAGGAAAAUCCAGGCCACCAACUAGCCACUACCUCCGCAUUUUGGGGUGUCCCAAAUUUUAGUCUACCAAUGGAAUGCCUGGCUGAUAAACAAAGAAAUGAUUGCCUUGGAGCUGUUUACAUUAAAUUGAGAAUGGGUGGAUGUUUUGAUAUAUUAUAUUUUUUUAAAUCUCAUUAUUACUGUGCGCAUAUUUAGAAGUCAAUUUUACCCUUUCAGUCUCUUGUGAUAAAACAGUGAGGGGUCAUUCAAGAAUGGAAUUUUUAUUCAACAUUCAGGCAUCUCAUUUGAUGGACUCUCCUUUUUUGCUGUAUAUACCAACCUUGCUAGACUUUCAGACUUUUUGGGUUGUGCUGUCCGCUUUUAAAAUGCUGUGCACACAUUUUUUCUCUAAUUGGGAUUCGCUGUAGAAAUUCGCCAAAUUCACUUGAAGGUUUAGCGUCCAUUGCAUGAUAUUUUAAGCAAAAUGCCACGAACAUAAUCCCCUUUGAGUUGAAUAUUACCCUAGUCCUCUAAACUCAACUUCAACAUUCCCUGUAUCUCAAAUUUUGAAUGGUGCAUAUUCAUGCCAUCUAUCAUGUCUCUCAUCCUCUGACAAUAUAUGAUUAAAUAUCACGGUUCUAUUGUAAUAAAUGUUUUAUUCGUUCAUUUCAUGAACAAAUUGUUUAUAAUUC